UGGAUCGAUCGCGGCAUGGCGAUCUCUAGCCGCGCUGAUCUCUGGCUGCGUGAUCCAAGGCCUUUGACGCCGAUGUCAUCGCUGGGAUCAGCUGGGUGCGCGUCAAUUGGACGUCGAUCGAAAUCUAUCAUUUGCUCCUCCAAGAAUGCGGCUGAAGCGAGUCCGGCGAGCUACAAGGAGUUCAAGCUCUCGGAUUUUUCGCUCUGUCCUCACGUUAGCAUCGGCUUGUCAGGGAGAAGCGAUGAGCUCUUGUUUGAAGGAGUGGUGCAAAGUCCCAGCAGUGACUUGAAAGGCAUGCGAGUGGUUCUCAGGCAAUUAACCGGUGCUCGAGCUCAGCGUAGAGGAAAACGAGCUUUAGAGAUAGUCUCCAAACUGAUUUGUAAGCAAGAUAUAUUUCAUUCUUAUGCGACACGAGUGCAUGGCUUUAUUCCGUCGUCCGACCAAGAUUCUCUAACGCUUGUCCAUGGUUACUAUGGAUGCUCUUUACACCAAUGGCUACUUUGUGUGGACUGGCUGCCAAAUCUCGAGCAAAGGCUUGCACUCGGCGAGGAAGCUGCUCGAAGAGUGGGAGAUCAUACAACUGGUGGCCCGGAGGUGACUCGACAACUUCGACUUGUUCGAAUGAUAAUGCGCGACAUUUUAAUCGGGGUAAACUACUUACAUAGCCAAGGUCUUGCUCACACUGAAUUACGAUUGAACAAUAUUCACAUUAGUGCGGCCGAUAGGCACGUCAAGGUUGGAAUUUUAGCAAAUGCAGUAGAAUUUUCCGAAGUUGAUGAUCAAGUUACUGUGCCAUCUGGGAGUCAGCUCAAGAAUCGUCGCAAGCAAAUCAUCGCUUAUGACAUAAGAUGCGUAGGCUAUGUGAUGGCACGAAUGGUCCUUCGGGAACUCAUGGAUCCUUUAAUUUUUUCUCACUUCAAAACCUUUCUUAGAAAGGGCCAUGAUCCUGUAGGCCUCCGUGAGUUCCUCCUCCCCCAUUUACUUUCCAAAUCGCCUUCUGGAAGCACAGGCUUACAGAUUCUCGAUAGAGAUGGUGGCGCUGGCUGGAAUUUGUUAGCAGCCAUGCUUGCCAUUGAUCCUGGAAACCGAAUCAGUUGCACAGAUGCAUUAAGGCAUCCGUUUCUGUGUGGACCAAGGUGGCCAGUGAAUUCCUCCAUUGAUAUGAUACGCUGGAGUCUAGGCUCCGCUGCGAUCAGAAUUGUAGAAGAAUACAUUUACAUGACUCAUCAGCGAAACAGGCUAGCACAACUCAUUGAUCUUCUAGAACGAGUAAAUUUCACGACAAGACGCGAGGAUUGGAUGAAAACGCUACCAGGAAAAUGGAGGCUCAUCUAUCACACAAGCAGGCAAAUUGGACUUACAACGCGACAGGCUUCUCCGCCAGUUCUCAUCAAAGACGUAAUGCAAACCAUCUCCGUGACAAGCCAAACUCUCGCCUCAACAGUGGACGUGACCUUCACAGUGCUCCCGAGCGACACAAACUGGCCUCACGACAAGUCUGGAAACAGCGGCCGGAUCCAAAUCAACGCCACAAACAUCCAGCUCCGGCAAGGCGAGCGCCUCUACCAAACGGACACCGAAGUCAUCGACCAGAGCCCGGCGCUGGAGAGGCUGCGAGAAGUGGAGAGCUCGGCAACCAGAAAGCGCAAAGGACUGGGCCACUUCCUCCCAAAGGACGCGCCAAAGUCACUCCCCAUCAUCCGGCUGGACGUGGACGAGUUCGACAUCGGCAUGGAGCUGGAGGAGGCCCUGCCGGACGCAGACUGGGCCCGCCGGAUCGUGCAGGAGGUCCGGCUCCAGCUCCCAAAAGAGAUCUUUGCAGUGUCCAAGCUCGCCUGUGCGACUUACGUCGACUCGCGGCUGUUGGUCCUGCGUGGUAUCACUGGUGCUGCGUUGCUGUUCAUCAGGUCCCCCAUGAAAUAGAGAACCAAACCUUGUUCCGUGCUC
Selaginella moellendorffii is the source of this 1947-nucleotide messenger RNA. RefSeq names its product probable plastid-lipid-associated protein 14, chloroplastic. Lineage: Eukaryota; Viridiplantae; Streptophyta; Lycopodiopsida; Selaginellales; Selaginellaceae. The coding region runs from base 16 to 1923 and encodes 635 amino acids. Gene Ontology annotation, cellular component: nucleus; cyclin-dependent protein kinase holoenzyme complex. The record is from RefSeq and is a predicted model, not a curated record. Gene Ontology annotation, biological process: protein phosphorylation; positive regulation of transcription elongation by RNA polymerase II. The transcript is spliced from 14 exons. Gene Ontology annotation, molecular function: cyclin-dependent protein serine/threonine kinase activity; RNA polymerase II CTD heptapeptide repeat kinase activity; ATP binding.